This is a messenger RNA of Glarea lozoyensis ATCC 20868, 2061 nucleotides long. RefSeq lists its product as uncharacterized. The record is from RefSeq and is a predicted model, not a curated record. NCBI's taxonomy places the organism in Eukaryota, Fungi, Ascomycota, Leotiomycetes, Helotiales, Helotiaceae. The transcript has 3 exons. Bases 1 to 2061 code for a protein of 686 amino acids.
AUGGAGAUCAAUAGCAUGACCAUGGAGCAAAAGCAGGUUAACACCUUUGUGUGUUCUGAAGAUCACCAGAUGUCCGAAAAGGAGGACAAUACUAGCGAGGAGAUGGAAGUGAAGGAAAUCGAGGAGACUGACAUGUUCACCUUCACUUUGGAAUCACCAGACCAAGACCCGGAGCCGCGUACACCACCGAAUCGAAGUUCGCAUAAGGGUCUUAUUUGCAGACCAUCGACUGACACAGAGGAGCCGUUUACACCAGAAACUCGACAGCAGAGCAACAACAUCGGUUGUAGAGUACCUUUGCCACAACAAAACCCAUUUACACCGCCGAAUCGACGACGGGGUGAUAUUGUUGGUUAUGAAUUAACGAUCUCGACACACCAGCCUCGUACACCAGCAAAUCGACCGCGCAGUAACAUCAUCGAUCUUAAAGUAUCAAUCUCAACACAAAACCCAGUCACACCACCAAAUCGACUUCCAACCACCACUCUCGCUCCCAAUCCGUCAAUAACCUCGACUUCGUCGACUUUUGAUUUUCACACAGCAGUGCAAAUGCAGAGAUCGACCAGCUCACAAGCAAGUUACGUUCCGAGUUCUGGUACGGAAUCAACGUUGUAUCCGAGUCCGGAUUACGAGGAUACGGAGUUUGAUGGGAUGGAUGAAGAUAGGGUAAGGGACUUUCAGGAGGGGGAUGGGGAGUAUGCCAAUGGUUCGUCGACUCAAGGCUCAGAGGAUAGGAACCAAGGCUUCGAGAACCAAUACAAUCAACCACCAUAUCCAGAAAAUCGAAACGAACAACCGCAUCACUCCUACCCAGCACAUCAUCCACAUCCGCUCUACCUCCCUGCUCGACCGCCAACCUCACCACCCCGUCUCCCCGCUCACACUCCCCUUUUACGCUCUCUCGACAAGAUCUUCUAUAAUCAGAAAUCAGCUCUCGAUGGCCAUCUCCUCGCCAGCCCACUACUAGUUUCACCCAUCAGAACUAAUCCUCAAAUCCAAGACCAACGAGACGCAGAAUACAUCAAUGCACGUAUGGGCUACGUGUUGCUCGCGAGUAGCAGAUUGCAAGCAGUCGUAGGCGUGCGGAAUGAUCUUGUUUUUGAGCUACCUCCUCCAAUAUCGGGUGGCGUGCUUGGAGAUAAGGCAAGAGAAAGAGGGAUGGGGGAGGUGGGUAACGAGGUGGACAAGGAGACGGGGAGGGGGUUACGUGAGUAUUUUCUGAAAAUGGGACAGCGUUACGGUGUGAAGAGGCGGAGAUGCGAGGAGCUUGUGUUUAGUGAUUUCGCGAUGAAUCUGAAAUCUGGCAUUGGAAAAGGCGAGAUGAUUGCAUGUUUUGGAGAGGGAUGUAGGAUUGAAAUCGGGGAGGUAGAAUUACCAACACACAACACAACCACCCCCUGGCUCACCUUCCUCCUCUCCCGUCCCCUCCUCCCCGCCCAAUCCACCCCGUCUUCGUUCCCCACCCCCGUCCCAAACUCCUGGAUCUUUUUCGCGCUCCCAGCACAAUACGCUGAGGCUUCGCCCAUCGCAACAUCCCAGCAGAAUCCGUAUACCAAGCAUAUGCGGCAGGAAUACCAACUCUCCCAAAACGGCAUACCAAUCAUAGAGUUCUCCUCUAAACCAUCGGAGCUGGUGCACGGAUGGAGCAAGUGGGGUGAUCGGUAUAGAGAGACGAUGCGUGGGAGCGAGUUCCGGCGAAGGGGUGAGGAGGGGGCGUGGUUGGGUGUGGAGAUGGAGGGGGCAAGGGGCGGGGAGAAAGAGUGGUGGGAGAGGUUUUAUAGGGGGGUAUUUGAGGAUGUUAGGGUUUGGGAGCGGGUUAGGCGGGUUAUGUCGCGUGGUGGACUUCGCGUUUCGGUUGCGUGGCGGGAAGUUGAGGAUACGGGUUCUGAGGAUAUAGGGUUUGAGGAUGGAAAUGUUGGACUGGGGAUUUUUAAGGAGGAUGGUUCUGGGGUACGGCAGCUUAUUUCGAGGGAUGAUGCGGGGGUGUGGAGGGAGAAGAGGGGGAGAGAGGUUCAGAUGCCGAUGAGGAUUAAGAGACGGCCUGUGGGGGGGAGAUUUUGA